Molecule: messenger RNA, 1661 nt
Organism: Ilex paraguariensis (yerba mate)
Lineage: Eukaryota; Viridiplantae; Streptophyta; Magnoliopsida; Aquifoliales; Aquifoliaceae
Source: the annotation of a GenBank genome assembly
AUGGCAGCCCAAAGGACUGCACCAAUAUUCUUGUUCCUAGUCUUGUCUUCACUCACCACCAUUCUUGCAGUUGCUCUAACCAAACAACAAGAAAUGGACCGAAUUUCUGCACUUCCGGGACAACCUCCGGUGACAUUUUCGCAGUUUUCCGGCUACGUGACCGUUAACGAGCAACACGGCCGAGCUCUCUUUUACUGGUUAACAGAGGCUACCACUAAUCCUGACAAGAAGCCUCUCGUCCUUUGGCUCAAUGGAGGACCAGGUUGUUCAUCAGUGGCAUAUGGAGCAUCAGAAGAAAUCGGGCCAUUUCGGAUAAACAGAACUAGUUCAUCUCUCUACCUAAACAAGUAUUCAUGGAAUCGAGAGGCAAACAUUCUCUUUCUUGAAUCACCGGCUGGUGUAGGUUUCUCAUACACAAACACAAGUUCUGAUCUCAAGGAUUCCGGGGACAAAAGGACAGCUCAGGAUGCUCUAGUUUUUCUUAUAAAAUGGAUGUCAAGAUUUCCACAAUACAGAUUUAGAGAUUUCUACAUAUCUGGGGAGAGUUAUGCAGGGCAUUACGUUCCCCAGCUGGCAAAGAAAAUCCUUGAUUACAACAAAGCAUCUUCCCAUCCGAAUAUCAAUCUGAAAGGAUUCAUCCUAGGAAAUGCAGUGACAGAUAAUCAUUAUGAUAACAUUGGCACAGUAACUUAUUGGUGGAGCCAUUCAAUGAUAUCAGAUACAACUUAUAAAUCAAUCCUCAAAUCAUGCAAUUUCUCUUCGGACAAAUCUUCUCAGCAGUGUGAUGAUGCUCUGAGUUAUGCCAUGAACCAUGAAUUUGGAGAUAUUGAUCAAUAUAGCAUUUAUACACCAUCUUGUAAGGCACUAACUAGUAACAGUAUACGAUCUCUAAGGCUCAAAAACACUCUUAUACGUCGAAGAAUUUCUGGAUAUGAUCCCUGUACUGAGAAUUAUGCAGAGAGGUACUAUAAUCGACCAGACGUGCAGAAAGCGUUGCAUGCAAAUUCUACUGGGAUUCCAUAUAAAUGGACGGCUUGCAGUGAUAUACUUAUAAAGAACUGGAAUGAUUCCGAUUUUUCAAUGUUACCCACGUACAAGAAGCUGAUUGCAGCCAGUCUAAGAAUAUGGGUGUUCAGCGGAGAUACAGAUUCAGUGGUUCCAGUGACCGCGACUAGGUUCUCCCUUAGUCAUCUCAAUCUCACUAUUAAAACUCGAUGGUAUCCAUGGUACUCAGGCGACCAGGUAGGAGGCUGGACAGAGAUCUACGAUGGACUAACCUUUGCCACAAUCAGAGGAGCUGGUCAUGAAGUUCCUCUAUUUCAGCCAAAGAGAGCUUUUAUUCUUUUCCAAUCGUUCUUGGCUGGAAAAGAAUUACCAAAAUCUUGAUAAGUCCCUUACAAGUAGCAAGGAAAUCCAGCAUGUAGCUUUGAGCAGUUUGAUCCCCUAAAAUUGUAGGAGAAGUGAUCAGUAUAGGAAUAAUUUGUUUCAAUUGCUAUUGAGAUUACAAUAAUUCUCAUGGAACACAGAAAAAUGAUAGAUUCCUACGAUGAUGUAUAUCAUUUUCGUUAAGAAUUGAUUUCUCAAGAACGAAUGCGCAAGCAUUGUAACUCCAUCUUUUAACUCUCAAUGAAAAUGAGCAUAAUCUUUUAAUAGUCAUGAGC